This is a messenger RNA of Molossus molossus (Pallas's mastiff bat), 2073 nucleotides long. RefSeq names its product 3-phosphoinositide dependent protein kinase 1 (gene PDPK1). Gene Ontology annotation, molecular function: protein serine/threonine kinase activity; ATP binding. The record is from RefSeq and is a predicted model, not a curated record. The coding region runs from base 336 to 1931 and encodes 531 amino acids. The transcript is spliced from 14 exons. Gene Ontology annotation, biological process: intracellular signal transduction; peptidyl-serine phosphorylation. NCBI's taxonomy places the organism in Eukaryota, Metazoa, Chordata, Mammalia, Chiroptera, Molossidae.
UACGACACUGGAAUUUCUACCUGGUUUCUGCUUCAUGGAAGGUCUAUCUGCACCACUAGAAUAUGGGCUUCUUGAGGGCACAGGCUCGGUCUCGUUCUUUACUGUCUCUCCAGUGCCCAGGAGAGUGCAUGGUCCUUAGUGAACCUGUGUUGAUGAAGUGGAUAAGAGCAGAGUGGUCUCAAGCGCAAUGCACUGCAUUCGCCUUCAGUCAUUGAAGGUGCUGUGAGGUGCUGGCAGAGACCCUGCCAUUUCAUGUAAAGCAUGUGACGGAAAAGCAGUAUGACACCGUUCCUAUUCAGUCCAGCGUGGUGUUAUGUUCCUGCCCAUCCCCAUCAAUGGUAAGGACCCAGACUGAGUCCGGCACGGCCCCUGUUGUUCCCAGUGGUGGUAGCAGGCAGGGCCCCACCAUGGACAGCACUGCGGCUGAGUCCCGACCAAGUGCUAACUCACUGCAACAUGCCGCACAGCCACCACCACAGCCUCGGAAGAAACGGCCUGAAGACUUCAAAUUUGGAAAAAUUCUUGGUGAAGGCUCUUUUUCAACAGUUGUCCUGGCCCGAGAACUGGCAACCUCAAGGGAAUAUGCUAUUAAAAUUUUAGAGAAACGUCACAUUAUCAAAGAGAACAAGGUCCCGUAUGUAACCAGAGAGAGAGAUGUGAUGUCGCGCCUGGAUCACCCCUUCUUUGUUAAACUUUACUUCACGUUUCAGGAUGAUGAAAAGCUGUAUUUUGGCCUUAGUUAUGCCAAAAACGGAGAACUACUUAAAUACAUUCGCAAAAUUGGUUCAUUCGAUGAGACGUGCACCCGAUUUUACACAGCUGAGAUGGUGUCUGCUCUAGAGUACUUGCACGGCAGGGGCAUCAUUCACAGGGACCUGAAACCAGAAAACAUUUUGUUAAAUGAAGAUAUGCACAUCCAGAUCACAGAUUUUGGAACAGCAAAAGUAUUAUCCCCAGAGAGUAAACAAGCCAGGGCCAACUCAUUUGUAGGAACAGCCCAGUAUGUUUCUCCAGAGCUGCUCACUGAGAAGUCGGCCUGUAAAAGUUCAGACCUUUGGGCUCUUGGAUGUAUAAUAUAUCAACUUGUGGCAGGACUCCCACCAUUCCGAGCUGGAAAUGAAUAUCUUAUAUUUCAGAAGAUCAUUAAGUUGGAGUAUGACUUUCCUGAAAAAUUUUUUCCUAAGGCAAGAGACCUUGUGGAAAAACUUUUGGUUUUAGAUGCCACAAAGCGAUUAGGCUGUGAAGAAAUGGAAGGGUACAGCCCUCUGAAAGCUCAUUCAUUCUUUGAGUCCAUCACAUGGGAAAAUCUGCAUCAUCAGACACCUCCAAAACUCACAGCUUACUUACCAGCCAUGUCAGAAGAUGACGAAGACUGCUAUGGAAACUACGACAAUCUCCUGAGCCAGUUUGGCUGCAUGCAGGUGUCAUCGUCGUCAUCCUCCCACUCCCUGUCUGCCUCGGACUCGGGUCUACCACAGAGGGCAGGCAGCAACAUCGAGCAGUAUAUCCAUGACCUGGACACUAAUUCUUUUGAACUGGACUUACAGUUUUCUGAAGACGAGAAGAGGUUAUUAUUGGAGAAGCAGGCCAGUGGAAACCCUUGGCAUCAGUUUGUAGAAAAUAAUUUAAUACUAAAAAUGGGUCCCGUAGAUAAGCGAAAGGGUUUAUUUGCACGACGACGACAGUUACUACUCACAGAGGGGCCACACUUAUACUAUGUGGAUCCUGUCAACAAAGUCCUGAAAGGUGAAAUUCCAUGGUCACAAGAACUCCGACCAGAGGCCAAGAAUUUUAAAACCUUCUUUGUGCACACACCAAAUAGGACAUAUUACCUGAUGGACCCAAGCGGGAAUGCUCACAAAUGGUGCAAGAAGAUCCAGGAGGUGUGGAGGCACAGAUACCAGAGCCACCCAGACGCCGCCGUGCAGUGACGGCCCGCAGCCCUGCCCUCGCUGCCAGGACACGUGCCCCAGCGCAGCUCACCGCCAUCCGGGACGCUUCCAGACCACCUGCCAGCCAUCUCAAGGGGAGUGCAGACAGUGGAACCUUGCAGCUUUUUCAUUUAAAAGAAAA